UGUGCCCCUUGCAGGAAGCUGUCGCCAGGAUGCUACGACGGAUCGAGCAGAGCCCAGCAAGCAGAUCCUUUGCGUCCUGGGUGUACCCCAUGCAGGAAGCUGUCGCCAGGAUACUACGACGAAUCGAGCAGAGCCCAGCAAGCAGAUCGUGCAGUCAACAGGAGCUAGAGAUGGUAUUGGACUUGGGUUUUCAAAUAUCCGUCCUGUGGCAGGAAGCUCGGCCUAAGUGGGUCCUUUGCAGCAUGCAGUCGCCAGGAUGCAGCGGUGUGGUCGAGCAGGGCCCGGCGAACACAUCUGCAGUAGGAGCUCCACUUUCAGUGUCCACAGGAGCGAGGGGUGAGACGCCAGGAUGUAAUUUAGGAGUCUUACGGCAGGGGUUACAGGUCUAUUGGAACGAGUUGGAGGUUGGCUGCUUGAUUCACAGCUUCUUUGGCAAUGGAGAGGGAAGGGUUUACAGGCUGCUGCAGUCUAGAUGCCCAAUCUUGGAGAAGCAGGGCCGGGCUAGAGCCUUGUCUUUUAUGUCUCGGUGUCGAGUGGAAGUGGAGCAGCAGUCUCGAUCGUCUGGACAAUUUAUAUUUUAA
Drosophila erecta is the source of this 581-nucleotide messenger RNA. RefSeq lists its product as uncharacterized. Lineage: Eukaryota; Metazoa; Arthropoda; Insecta; Diptera; Drosophilidae. The record is from RefSeq and is a predicted model, not a curated record. The transcript has 7 exons. Bases 30 to 581 code for a protein of 183 amino acids.